AUGGCCGGCCCGUCCGACGGCGACCCCGACGGAUGGGUCGAGUUCUGCGAGCGUCAAGCUAAAACUGCCGCUCAGGACUUCGCCAAGGCUUGCUUGCAAUACAUACAAACCAGCGCCGGAGAAGUAGCGGCACGACCGAUAUCUCAAAAGGAAUUUUUAAAGAAAUUUAUAGAAUGUUUUUCCGAACAAUUUGAUUUCGAAUUUGGUAAAUUGAAAGCACUACACAAAUUACCGAACGGUACACACACGGGCCACGAUGAAAGCGAUUACUCAGAAGAUACGGACUCACCUAAAACUCAGCAUAAACCGUUUUUUCGCAGAUUAUCAUUUAAAGGUCUGCGCCGGGGUAAGGGUCUGUUUCAUAAGCAGCAUUCUGAUGAAGUAGAAUUGUCAUCUAAUUUAAAUAAACACAAGACUAAAUUAGCUAAGAUUGUAGUGGAAUGUCGUAAAGAAGGCCUUGUAAAUUAUUUAACUCCGGAGAGCCUCGAACAACCCGGAGGCCCUCAAAAAUGGGAGAAGUGUAGACUGGCUCUUGUAAAGACAGUGGGAGGCUAUAUGUUAGAAUUCUAUUCACCUCCGAAAGCACAAAAACCUAGAAGUGGGGUUUUCUGUUUCCUCAUAUCAGAGGCUCGAGAAACAACGGCCUUAGAAAUGCCUGACCAUGAAAAUACGUUUGUAUUAAAGGCCGACAAUAACAUGGAAUAUGUUAUAGAAGCGGCAGAUGUUGAUGACAUGAAGUCAUGGCUGGCAACCAUAAAAUACUGUAUGAGAUCAGCACCCACAUCCCAACCUCCCCCAGAGUCUUUAGCCGGACAACCUGAAGCGGCUCCGCCCGAUCUCCCACCUAGAAGAGACUUGCCUUCUAGUACGAGUAUUGCUGACCUAGCUAUAGACACACCAGAAGAGGCUGAACUAGGGUCGAUAGCGGAGGAAGCAUGCGAAUCAUCGCCAAGGCUAUCCCUGGCUGAGUGGCCGUGGUUCCACGGGACACUAGCGAGAGCGGCGGCGGCUGCCUGCGUCCUCGAGGGAGGGGCGGCGGCCCAUGGUUGCUAUUUAGUUCGACAGAGCGAAACUAGGAGGGGGGAAUACGUGCUCACUUUCAAUUUCCAGGGCCGCGCCAAGCACCUGCGCAUGACGCUGAGCGCGGCGGGCCAGUGCCGCGUGCAGCACCUGUGGUUCCCCAACGUGCACGACAUGCUGGAGCACUUCCGCGCCAGCCCCAUCCCGCUGGAGUCGGGCGGCGCGGCCGACGUCACGCUCGGCCAGUUCGUGGCCGUCGACCGCCGCCAGGUGGGCGAGCGCGGCCGCGCCCUGGGUAUAUCUCACGGGAGCGAUGUUCGUAUGCGACGCGUGGAACUUGAGGCGCUAUUGGCCGCGAGUGGCGCGCAGCGAGAUACUCGUGCUGUCGACAACCAGUAUUGGGAUCAGCAUAAUUAUAUGCAAUUAGAUGCUGAUUUUACGGAUAUAGAGCGCUGA
Melitaea cinxia (Glanville fritillary) is the source of this 1476-nucleotide messenger RNA. It is a transcript of the gene Lnk, whose product is annotated as SH2B adapter protein 1. Gene Ontology annotation, molecular function: transmembrane receptor protein tyrosine kinase adaptor activity. The transcript is spliced from 6 exons. The record is from RefSeq and is a predicted model, not a curated record. Gene Ontology annotation, biological process: intracellular signal transduction. Bases 1 to 1476 code for a protein of 491 amino acids. Lineage: Eukaryota; Metazoa; Arthropoda; Insecta; Lepidoptera; Nymphalidae. Gene Ontology annotation, cellular component: plasma membrane.